Messenger RNA from Cheilinus undulatus (humphead wrasse), 3190 nucleotides. RefSeq names its product endoplasmic reticulum oxidoreductase 1 alpha (gene ero1a). Gene Ontology annotation, cellular component: endoplasmic reticulum; endoplasmic reticulum membrane. Gene Ontology annotation, molecular function: FAD binding; thiol oxidase activity; protein-disulfide reductase activity. The transcript is spliced from 15 exons. The coding region runs from base 111 to 1484 and encodes 457 amino acids. NCBI's taxonomy places the organism in Eukaryota, Metazoa, Chordata, Actinopteri, Labriformes, Labridae. The record is from RefSeq and is a predicted model, not a curated record. Gene Ontology annotation, biological process: protein folding in endoplasmic reticulum.
GCUCUUCAGCCAAACUUCUCCUGAACAGAAACAUUCACUUUUAACUCAUUGCAGGCUACGGACAGAGGCUGGUUCUCAAGCGGAGGCCCGUGUAAAGAGAAGAGGUCGUCAUGAAGCUGGUGGUCUCCCUAGUCCUCCUCCUCAUCAUGUUUGGGUCCGCAGAAAGCAGGUGUUUCUGUCAGGUCACAGGUGACCUGGAUGACUGCACGUGUGACGUGGAAACCAUCGACAGCUUCAACAAUGAGCAGCUGUUCCCCAAACUUCAGACACUGCUGGAGUCUGACUAUUUCAGGUUCUAUAAGGUGAACCUGAAUAAACCGUGUCCUUUCUGGACUGACAGCAGUCAAUGCGGUCUGAGGGACUGUGCUGUGAAGCCCUGUGAGCCUAAUGAGGUGCCCGAGGGGCUCAGAUCAUCCUCGCACAACAAGUAUUCAGCAGAAUCAAAUGAACAGCUGGCUGAGUGUGAGCAGGCAGGACGUCUCGGAGCUGUAGAUGUCUCUUUAAGUGAGGAGACCAGGAAGGCUCUUCUCAACUGGAGUAAACAUGAUGAUGAGGCAGAGCGAUUCUGUGUGCUAGAAGAUGAGGAUUCACCAGACUCCCAGUACGUGGACCUGCUGCUGAACCCAGAGCGCUUCACGGGCUACAAAGGACCAGAAGCCUGGAGGAUCUGGAAUAGCAUCUAUGAAGAGAACUGCUUCAAACCGUUUGCUAUCAAGCGACCACUCCUUCCUAACUCGUACCAUAACAGCUCAGGAAAAGAAGCUAAAACUUUCCAUAGAUGGCUGGAAGGUCAGUGUGUGGAGAAAAGAGCUUUCUAUCGACUCAUCUCAGGCCUACAUGCCAGCAUCAACAUCCACCUGAGUGCCAGAUACCUCCUGGAUGACAGCUGGUUUCAGAAGACGUGGGGUCACAAUGUUCCGGAGUUCAGACGACGUUUUGACUCAGAGCUGACGGCUGGCGAGGGGCCGAAGAGGCUGCGUAACCUUUACUUCCUGUACCUGAUAGAGCUGCGAGCUCUGGCCAAAGCCCUGCCGUUCUUCACGCAGCCAUCUUUCAAACUUUACACAGGGAGAGCCGAGGAGGACAAGAAGCACAAAGAGCUUCUGCUGGACAUCCUGCAGCUGGCAAGAUCUUUUCCUCUGCACUUUGACGAGACAUCUCUGUUUGCAGGCAAUGAAAAAGAAGCAGCAAAACUAAAGGAGGACAUCCGUUUAGCCUUCUUCAACAUCUCCAGGAUCAUGGACUGUGUGGGCUGCUUCAAAUGUCGACUAUGGGGCAAACUGCAGACACAGGGAUUAGGAACAUCACUGAAGAUUUUGUUUUCAGAGCGGCAGAUUGAAGCUCUGCCCUCAACCAGCGACCAGCGACCCAGAUUUCAGCUCAGCCGGCAGGAGAUCGUCUCUCUGCUCAACGCCUUUGGACGGAUUUCCACGAGCAUCAGAGAGCUGCAGACCUUCAGAUCACUGCUGGCAGAGGAUCGAUGAUGAUACUGACUGAGGUGUCACAUAAUCAGAGUUUAUUAUCUUAAAUAAUCAGAGCUUCGUCAGACUAACAUGUUGUUAUUUAUUUUGGCAAUUUUUACAGGAGUGAUCUUGUUCUACUGUUUUCUUUCACUCACUGUAUGUUAUUUGUUAAUGUUGUUAAGACGGCAAGGGAUGUUGCUGCGUGAUUUAUGUACUUACAAAACCUGAAAAACCAUUUUGUUGUCAACUAUUACAAGGAGUAUCCUCAUCUAAGAAUUUACAUGCUUAAAUCUGAUUGGUCAGAUUUUGUCUAUCUUUGACUAAUCAUCUAAUGCCCUUAAUUUGCACUCACUGAUCCAUAUUCUCAUUUGUAGAGAUAAACCACACAGUUGAACUUUUUAGCAUAAGAAGUAAUUCCCUAACGUGACUUGAUCCAUCUUUUGUUAUUCAUUAAGACUGGCCUCCAAGGCCCUGAAUCAUUAGUGGCAGGGGCAAGGGGUGUAUUGAAACUGAGCCAUAGUUUACAUUAUGGUGACCUUAUAACCUUAUUGCACAUGCCCACUGACAAUACAGAAGCCCCAAAGCUCAAGUGGUCUUCUUCAUGAGUCUAAAGGCCACCUACCCCGUCUAACAGUCAGCCGUGUUACUUGUUGUCGAGUAGUAUGACAAAAGCUGUUUACACAACUUUAAUGUUUCAUUUUCAGGAUCAUCAUCAUUUUUAACUUGUUCAAAAACUGGGGUGGGGGGGGGGGGUCUGGAGAGGACAAGGCAAUGGACAGUGUAGGAAGCUAGAUGGAGUGGGGAAUGACAUGCAGGCCUCAGGUCAAAUUCCUACCUACCCAGCCCAAUUGUAGGACUAGCUUCUGUCCAGCUACACUGGAUGCGACCUGCUAGGCUAUCUGUGACACGAUUACACACUUUUCAAGUUAUUUUUACCCUGAUAUUGUGAAAUAUUAUUCAAACAAAAAAAAAAUUAGAGGCCAGCUGAGAUCUCACCACUCCGAUGGCCCCACAAAUUGCAAUAAUCCCACUUAAAUUUUCUCAUGUAAGAGACUGUUUAAAGUACACAAGUGCUUUUCAGAGUACAAGUACUUUUGAGAAUUGCACCAAAGUAUUACUAAGUUCAUAUUUACACGAAGAUGGGAUGUGAGUAAUGAAUGAAUAAAUCUGUGUAGAAUUAGACAUUAAAUAUCCCCAUAAAGCUGGAAUGAAAUGACCUUUAUUCAAAAGCAGGCACAUGACUGUUGAACUGUCGAAUGUUUGACUGUUUGGGGUCACCCCUAACUAUAAUUUAAAGGAUUUUUUUUGUUUCUGAAGUGACUGUUGAUUGUUUUGAAUGGAUUUGAAAUUAGCCUGCAGAGUUGAACUGUUAUUAUUCAUGAUUUUAGGAGAGAGACAAAAGAAACAUUCAGUAUUUUUUUAAUCAAAUUCUCAAGAGGGCAAAGAUUGUAAACACACUUGUUUGUAUGAAAUCUGAUCUGACCUCUGAAAUCAUUAAAAAUACAGCAACCAACAAUCAGACAUGUGAAAAUACAAACUGAAUACUUGUUGCUUAGUUGUGGAGAAUGUUUGUGAUUUUGUCCUGAAGGUGGUGCUGUUUGUAAAUUAUUUUUUCUUCUAAUGCUGAAUACAAUUCACGUAGAGGAAAGAUACAGUCUGUUGAGAUGAGAAAUUACUCAGGAAUUUAACAUUUUAUUACAUUUGUGACUUCUGCUUAUUCUAUCAAA